Messenger RNA from Acromyrmex echinatior (Panamanian leafcutter ant), 988 nucleotides. RefSeq names its product activated Cdc42 kinase-like (gene Ack-like). NCBI's taxonomy places the organism in Eukaryota, Metazoa, Arthropoda, Insecta, Hymenoptera, Formicidae. The record is from RefSeq and is a predicted model, not a curated record. Gene Ontology annotation, molecular function: protein binding; protein tyrosine kinase activity; ATP binding. Gene Ontology annotation, biological process: protein phosphorylation.
UAUAUUAUAUGUUUAUUUAGAGAGCCUAUGGUCUGAUAUAAAUUCGGAGAUAUGCCACACUACCGGCAACAACGCAAACAAGCAAGCUAUGACAUCCAAUAUAGGUAGUAAUACUGAUACUCUUGGAGCUGACCAUGAAUACCACGAAAUCAGUGAUGAAGAAAAUCAAGAUAGUCCGUUAAAAUUUGAUAAGACAUUAAAUUUUGAUUUUGGCCCAAGUCUUUUGGCAGAAAUGGAUCAAAUGUUCAGAUCAUUAGGUUCUUCCCCUUCUGGUCAUUCUUUGUCCAUAGAACAUGAAUCAAGCAACGCAAGAAACGAAUUGAGGGAAAUUCAAGCAAAACAGUGCAAUAAAAAGAAGCAAGCCACCGUGAAGCCUAUCUCAGCUGCCGAUCAGAAAACUCUCUACUCAGCUAUUGCUAUGGCACAAGAAUUGACAGCACGUUCCAUGACAGAUCUUGAACAUCCUCCGGAGUCUCCUCGUACUCCUGCCAGUCCUUCAAGACGUAGGAAAUUCUCUUUUAAGUUGCCACAUCAACACAGCCCUAAGCCGGACAGACGACACUUUUCCGAAGAAGCUGCCAGUAUACCUGAUAUACAGGUCGCUCCGCGGGGAACAUUAUGUGAUCCUUGAGUUCUUCUAGAUCGUUUUGUGAAUAUAUUCCACUGGUCGUUAGUGCUCCUGGACUGAUGUAUUUCCAUGACGGUUUAGUUGAAGGCUUCAUAAUGGUAGGUGGUAAUGUCUCCACCGAUUUAAGCAUAAUUUUAUAUCAUGAGUUUCCCAAAAAACAGAUGCAAAAGAAUUACAGUAAUCUGAGUUCCGUGACGUGUUAAUACAUGCGUUUGCGGAGUCAGAAAAUAUGUUUCAUUUUAUUACUUCUUCAGCCAAAAGUGUCACAUAUCCAGGUUCCUUCAUAAAAUGAUACGUGAAAACGUCAGGCAAUCUAGCGGCUAGUAAUUCUUUUACACAAUUAGAAUUUUGUCGUGACAU